CUAAACCCGACUUGGUGGUUUAGACAGUGUAGAUGUGACGUGGACCAAAAAGCCGCUGCAGAUAGAGUGGGCUGAAUUGGUGUCGUGUCAUUAGAUUUGGUAAGAUGUCACGAGCUGCUGGAAACCUGAGAGACAAACUGGAUGGAAAUGAGCUGGAUCUAAGUUUAAGUGAUCUGAGUGAAGUACCAGUCCGGGACCUGGCUGCUAUUCCCAAGGCAACAGUGGUGGAUCUUUCUUGCAACAAGUUGACAACAUUACCGGGUGAAUUUUGUGCUCUCACUCACAUUGUGAGGUUGGAUCUCAGCAAGAAUCAGUUAAUACAGCUUCCAUCUGAAUUUGGCAGAUUGGUGAACCUGCAGCACCUUGAUCUGCUACAGAACCGCAUAACCGCACUGCCUGUUACCUUUGCUCAACUAAAGAGCUUAAAGUGGCUGGACUUGAAAGACAAUCCCUUGAACCCUAAUCUGGCAAAAGUAGCUGGAGACUGCCUAGAUGAAAAACAAUGUAAAGAGUGUGCCCAAAGGGUUUUGCUGUAUAUAAAAGAUAUACAGGCUGAACAGGAACAAGAAAUGCAGCGAAAGCUCGUGGAAGAGCAAGCCCUGAAACAGAAACGUGAGGCCCAGCAGAGGCAAAAAGAGGAGAGGGAGCGAGAACAGCGGCGUAAACAGAAAGCUCAACAAAAAGCACGCAAGAGAAGGGACUACGAUGCUCUCCAAGCAGCUCAACAAGAAAUGAAGAUGAUGAAAAAGAAAGAAACUGAGCCAUUAGACAGUCACAAAAUCCCAAGUAAACCUGUUCACAAGCGAAAACCAAAACGGAGCUCAAGGCUUGGUGUAGUGAUGCGGAUAAUAUUAUUUGUAAUCUUCAUGCUCCUAGGAAGUAUAGUAGUGUGUCGCUACACUCGGCUGCAGAGUCAGAAUGUUUGCUUCACCAUUAAUGCAAUGUAUGAAGAAACAAUGAGAACGCUGACAAACUAUCACAUACUGGAAAGUGUUCUUCAGUUUGGUUCUCGUUCAUAAUGUGAUAAUUGUGGGUUAUUCCAUCUUGUCUUAAAGAGGAGUUUUAUUAUAGCUGAGAGACUGAAUAAUCAGCAAGACCUGCAGGGACAGACUUCAGGUCUUGCUCUGUUUUAAGAUGCAAGGGAUGUUUGUUUUACAACAUUUCUGUUGCCUAUGUUAUUGGGCAAAGAUUGGUACAAAACUGUCCCACAAAUUUUUAAAAAAUAUACAUUAGCCAUUACUCUAGUCUAAUUGUCAGUGGAAUCCACUGUGAAGCAUUUUCCAUUCCUGUACCGUUCCGACUCAGGUUCUCUGAAUGGCUUUAUGAAUUAAAUGAACAAAACUGCUCCUGAUGGCUUUAAUGGUAAUUGUCAAGUAAUUUUGUAAAUUUUCUUGUAAAAUGCCAUAAUGUUGCCUUCUGAUUUCAAUGGAUAUCCAAUUUCUAUAAAUCAAUAAUAAAGAACACCCUGUCUGUUUUUUGCUGAAGUUUUGUAGCAGCUCCCGACUUAUUACAUUCCUGAUGUACUGUCAUCUAAUAAAUCCAUAAAGCUUAUACCUGAACCUUAGCCUGUAAUGUAAAGUAAAUGCAUGUCCACCAUACCACCAAGUUAUUUUUAUUAUCCCAUUGCAUCUAAAAUAAAAAGUGAAGUGUGUGUCUUCAGCCUCA
Molecule: messenger RNA, 1665 nt
Organism: Hyla sarda
Lineage: Eukaryota; Metazoa; Chordata; Amphibia; Anura; Hylidae
Gene: LRRC59
Product: leucine rich repeat containing 59
Exons: 8
Coding region: 105-1019 (304 amino acids)
Molecular function (GO): protein binding
Source: RefSeq, a predicted model, not a curated record